Telopea speciosissima is the source of this 2133-nucleotide messenger RNA. Its product is annotated as (-)-germacrene D synthase-like. Gene Ontology annotation, molecular function: terpene synthase activity; magnesium ion binding. Lineage: Eukaryota; Viridiplantae; Streptophyta; Magnoliopsida; Proteales; Proteaceae. Gene Ontology annotation, biological process: diterpenoid biosynthetic process. The record is from RefSeq and is a predicted model, not a curated record. The transcript has 12 exons. Bases 1 to 2082 code for a protein of 693 amino acids.
AUGCCUAGAAAGUGGCUGAACUUUGAGUUCUCAUUGUUCCUUACUCUAAUUUCAUUUUACAAGGAAAGUCCAAUGCUUGAUCCUUAUUCCGUACUGUUCACUAACGUCUAUGUUAAAGGUUUUGGAGUCGGAGGUUUUGUUUCGUUAUUUGUCAACGACAGGGUUGUUGUUAGUCUGGGUCAGAGCAAUGUUCACAAUGAUUGUGAGGUAGAUGAUGAUGCUUGUCCCAAACAUGUUGCUGAAGAGUUGAAAGAAGAAGUAAGGAGGAUGCUAAGGGUUGAUGCCAAUUUUGAUCCUUCAAACAAAUUGAACUUGAUUGAUUCCUUACAACGCCUUGGUGUGACAUACCACUUUGAAGGAGAGAUUGAGGAGUUGCUAGACCAGAUUAAGGAUACACAUUUGAUUCAAAAUGCAAAAACAGAUAUCAUUCGCCGCACAGCAAAUUACCAUCCCAGCAUUUGGGGUGAUCAAUUCCUCAAAUAUGCUCCUGAUGUUAUGGUAGAUGAGGAUGGUUGUCCUGAACAUGUUGUUGAAGAGUUGAAAGAAGAAGUAAGGAGGAUGCUAAGGGCUGAUGCCAAUUUUGAUCCUUCAAAUAAAUUGAACUUGAUUGAUUCAUUGCAACGCCUUGGUGUGGCAUACCACUUUGAAGGAGAGAUAGAGGAGUUGCUAGAGCAGAUGAAGGAUACAGUACCCCCUGAUCAUGGAAACCAUCUUUACACCAUCGCUCUAUGGUUUCGAUUACUGAGACAACAAGGGUAUAAUGUCUCCUGCAAUGUUUUCAAUAGGUUCAAGGACAGCAAAGCUGGUAGCUUCAAGGAGGACUUACUUAAAGAUGUGUCUGGCUUGCUAUGCUUGUAUGAAGCUACACAUCUCAGGGUACAUGGAGAAGACAUUCUAGAUAAAGCCCUUGCAUUCACUACCACUGAACUUAAAUCUAUGCUUACUCAUCAUCAUCAUGAUUUAAAGCCUCCUCUUACAACACAAGUGAUGCAUGCUUUGAAACAGCCCCUCCACAAGGGCAUGCCAAGAUUAGAAACAAGGCUUUACAUCUCUUUUUAUGAAGAAAUGGAGACAAAGAAUGAGACUCUACUAAAGCUUGCAAAGUUGGAUUUUAAUUCACUGCAGUUAAUUCACCGGCAGGAGCUAAGCCAACUCUCAAGAUGGUGGAAAGAAUUGGACUUUGCAACUAAGCUUCCUUAUGCGAGAGACCGACUGGUGGAAUGCUAUUUUUGGAUAGUGGGAGUGUAUUUUGAGCCAAAUUACUCUCUUGCUAGAAUGAUGUUAACCAAAGUUAUAGCCAUGACUUCAAUUAUAGAUGAUACCUAUGAUGUGUAUGGCACAUUGGAAGAACUCAACCUCUUCACAGAUGCAAUUGAAAGGUGGGACAUAAGGGCCAUGGAUCAACUUCCGGAAUACAUGAAAGUGCUUUAUUCUGCCCUCCUAGAUGUUUACAAUGAAAUUGAGGAAGAGCUGAGGAAGGAAGGACAAUUUUAUCGACUUAAUUAUGCAUUAGAAGCAAUGAAGAGAGUGGUCAGAGCCUACUUCAUAGAAGCCAAAUGGUUUAAUGGAGGAUGCAUUCCAACAUUCGAAGAGUAUAUGAGAACUGCAUUGACCUCCUGUGCUUACCCUAUGCUUACAAUCACAUCCUUCCUUGGCAUGAGAGAUAUUAUUGAGACAAAGGAGGCAUUAGAUUGGGCAAUUGAUGAUCCUAAACUUGUUAGGGCUUCAUCGGUAAUAUGCCGGCUUAUGGAUGAUAUCGUGUCCCACAAGAUGGAGCAAGAAAGAGGACAUGUUUGUUCAAGUGUUGAGUGUUACAUGAAACAACACAGUGUCACCGAGCAAGCGGCAUAUGAUGAGCUUCAAAGAAGAGUGGAUAAGGCAUGGAAAGAUAUAAAUCAAGGAUGCAUCAAACCAACUACUGUUCCAAUGCCAUUUCUGUUACGGAUUCUCAAUUUUACGCGUAUGAUGGAUGUCAUGUAUAAGCAUAAGGAUGAAUACACUAAUGCCUCAAAAGUACUGAAAGAGUACAUCACCGUCUUGUUCAUUGAUCCAAUAUUAUUAUAUGUAAACGGCAAAUGCUGAGCCCCAUUAUGCAUUUAGAUAGAAUUGUAAUAUUUGUAGGUAAAGUGAUUA